AUGAGAGAAAAGAAGUCAUUAAAACUGAAUAUUCCACAGCAGCAGCAGCAGCAUCAGAACGGUCACUUAUCCCCAUUUAAAUUGUCUAAAUUAUUAGAUCCUGAUGCUUCCUGGGAUAAGGAUCAACUCGGUGAUGUACUUCAUUGGAUUAGGCAAGCAUUGGCCCUUGUGUGUGGAUUACUAUGGGGUGCAAUUCCUUUAGUUGGGGGCGUCUGGUUUAUUUUGUUUGUGGUUUUCUCUUCUGCCAUUAUCUAUGGGUACUAUGCUCUUGUGCUGAAAAUCGAUGAAGAAGAGUUUGGAGGUCACGGAGCCCUUCUUCAAGAAGGAUUAUUUGCCUCAGUAUGUCUGUUUCUGCUUGCAUGGAUUCUUGUAUACAGUUUGGCACACUUCUGA
Molecule: messenger RNA, 393 nt
Organism: Striga hermonthica
Lineage: Eukaryota; Viridiplantae; Streptophyta; Magnoliopsida; Lamiales; Orobanchaceae
Source: the annotation of a GenBank genome assembly